Melanaphis sacchari is the source of this 1662-nucleotide messenger RNA. RefSeq names its product alpha-(1,6)-fucosyltransferase-like. NCBI's taxonomy places the organism in Eukaryota, Metazoa, Arthropoda, Insecta, Hemiptera, Aphididae. Gene Ontology annotation, biological process: protein N-linked glycosylation. Gene Ontology annotation, molecular function: protein binding; alpha-(1->6)-fucosyltransferase activity. The record is from RefSeq and is a predicted model, not a curated record.
AUGAGGAUAAAGUGGUCCAUGAACAUACUUGGAUUUGUCGCAUUUGUAUUAAUAUUAUUUAUAGUUCUAAUUUUUAAAUACAACCAAGAUGACUGCCAAUUUCAAAUUAAUAACCGAAGACUAACCAAAUAUUUACAGACACUAGAAAAUCUGAAGUUGGCCAAUGACAAAUUAAAUGCUGAAUUGGCCAUCUUGAAUGAAAAAAUAAGAAUCCAGCAAAGUAAAAAAGAAUUGAAGGACAUUGAACCAAUCACCCCAUCAAAAGACUACGAAGUUCUACGACGUCGUAUUUUUUCAAACACCAAAGAAUUUUGGUACUAUAUCAAUUCUGGAUUAGAAUCAUUAAAUAAAUCAAUAAAAAAUGUAGAACGUCUUCAUGAAAUUAAAAAUAUGGCCGGCGAACACUAUCGAUCUUUAUUAAAAGACGUUUCCGGUUUGGCUGAAGUCGACAACUAUUCGACGUGGAGACAACAAGAAUCUGAAAGUUUAAGUAAUUUAGUUCAAAACAGAUUUAAAAAAAUACAAAACCCGCCCAAUUUAUUCACAGCAAGACAGCUAGUUUGUACAUUUAAAAAGAAUUGUGGGUUCAAUUGUCAAUUACACCAUGUCGUAUAUUGUCUUAUCGUCGCAUACAAUACUCAAAGAAUGCUAGUUCUAGACUAUAAAAAUUGGACAUAUGGUGAAGCAUGGCAAGAUGUUUUCCUUCCAUUGAGUGACUCGAAUACUUUGUUAAAAAAUGUAUCAGUUGUUGAAUGGCCAGGCCAUCAAAACUCUCAAAUAAUUCAUUUACCCCCAAUUGAUUUAAUUCACCCAAAACCUUAUUUCUUGCCACAAGUGAUACCUAAUGACUUGGCUGAGCGGUUAACUGUCUUGCAUGGAGAUCCUAUUGUAUGGUGGAUAGGUCAGAUUCUUAAAUACUUGCUCCGACUGCAAGAAUCAACUAAUUAUAUUUUAAAUUAUUACGCAAAAAAACUCAAAUUCCAAAAACCGAUCGUUGGAUUGCACAUAAGGAGAACAGACAAACUCAUCAGUGAAACUAGUAUACACACGCUAGAUGAAUACAUGGUUCACGUUGAAGAUUAUUAUAAACGAAAAAAGCUGAGUGGUAAAGUUAAUCAGAAAAGAAUUUAUUUAGCUACAAAUGAGCCAACAUUGUUUGAUGAAGCCAAACGCAAUUAUCCCGAAUACGAAAUAGUUGGUUCCGAAGACAUAUCUAAAACAGCGACCAUGAAAAAUCAAAACUUUAAAAAAGUUUUAAAUGGUAGAAUUGUUGACAUACAUUUUUUAUCACUUAGCGACCACUUAGUUUGUACUUUCUCGUCACAGAUGUGUCGAAUAGCUUAUGAAAUAAUGAACAGUCUUCAUCCCGAUGCAUCAGCUCAGUACACAUCAUUAGAUGAUAUAUAUUAUUUUUAUGGUCAAGAUCAUAGGUUAAACGAAGCGGUAUUAUCCCAUAAGGCUAAUAAACUAUACAAAAUAGAUUUACAAGUAGGAGAUCAAAUCUUUGUGGAUAGUAAUCAUUGGAACGGUUAUUCAAAAGGCCAAAAUUUAAGAACGGGAUUAGUAGGACUUUAUCCUACAUAUAAAGUCAUUUCGAAAAUCGAAACAGCAACAAUUACAGAUAGCAAAAAUAAAAAGGAUGAAGUACGAAAGACUAGCUAA